AUGAUGGCCCCCUCCAUUGUUCGCGACCUCGAGCUCCCCGCGCAUCCCAUCCCGGAAUCGCUCCAGACACCGUCAGCAGCCGCCCCUGUUCCUGCUCUCUUCUCACUCGCAGGAAAGACCGUCGCAAUCACCGGAGGCGGGCGCGGCCUCGGCCUUACCAUGGCAUUGGCCGUGGUAGAGGCCGGUGGCAGCGUCGCCUGCCUGGACGUGCUACCGUCUCCUGGCCCUGACUGGGCGAGGCUCGAGAAGACUGCCUCCACCAACAAAGCCUCCGCGUCGUACCGCAUCUGCGAUGUCACAGACGACGCCGCCCUGGGGGCCAGCAUCGAUGAGAUUGCAGCUGAGGCUGGGGCGCGCGGGGAGCCGCUCUGGGGUUGCAUCGCAUGCGCUGGAAUACAGCAGCAAACACCGGCGCUUCAGUACCCAGCGGCCGACUUUGAUAGGAUGAUGCGCGUUAAUGUGACGGGCGUGUUCAAUACAUGCAGGCACACGGCGCGGAUAUUGCAGGAGGCGCGGCGGCCGGGGAGCAUCGUGAUGAUUGCGAGCAUAUCGGGCAACAUUGCCAAUCGGGGUCUUACAUGCACGGCGUACAACUCGAGCAAGGCGGCCGUGCAGCAGAUGUGCCGCUCCUUGGCGCAGGAAUGGGGCGAGUACGGCAUUCGCGUCAACACGAUCUCCCCGGGUUAUAUUCGGACGGCCAUGACGGAUCAGCUCCUUGCAGAGAAUCCGAAGGUCAAGGACAAGUGGAUGGCUGUUGACGACGCCGCCAUCAUCAGGUUUCACGACAUAUCUCAAAACGUCAUGGACAAACUACAGCUAUCACAAGGCGGCUUGCACAGGCUGGCCAAGGUGGGCCUCCACGACAGCAUCGUCGGCUGCAUCGUCGGCUCGGCGCUGGGCGACGCCGUUGGCCUCUACACCGAGUUCCUGUCCGGCGAGUUGUCAGCCGCAGCAUAUCCCGAUCGCAAGUUUGUCCUCUCUCCCGCGUCGCAGGCGACGCCUUUCCGCAGGGACACGCACCGGGGACCACACCGGCCGGGCGAAUGGACCGACGACACCGACCAUGCCAUGCUGCUCCUGCUCUCCUGCUUGCACACCGACCUCAAGACUCUGGAUCCCAAGGACCUCGCUGCGAGGCUGCAUACGUGGGUACAGUUUGGUUUUCUGCCGCUCGACACGCUUCCUCUGGGGCUGGGCCGCACGGUGGGCGCCAUCGUGAGAACGAAGACGUACCUCGAUGACCCGGAGGCCACUGCGCGACGGCACUGGGUGAAUGCCAAGUAUAAUGCGGCACCGAACGGUAGUUUGAUGAGGACGCAUCCGUUGGGGCUUGUAUGCCUGGACAAGAGCGUUGAGGAGACCUUUGAGGUUGCCGCGGCCUUCUCCGCUGUGACGCACGUUGAUCCUCGGUGUGUCGUCGCUUGUGCCAUUGGCACCGCCCUCGUUCGUGGCCUGGUGUUGCAGGAGGUGCGCAGCGAGGCGGACAUUGACAGCAUGGUUGAGACGGCCAUCAAUUGGUACGCGAGGCACCGAGCACGAGCACUGCAAGACGACCCGGAAAGGCGAGACGAGCCAGACCUCGACGCCACGGAGCUGCGACGGCACGCCAAGGUCGAACACCUCAAGGACCUAGAGUUGGACGACAGCUACAAGAUCGGCUACGUGUACAAGACGUUCGGCUCCGGCCUACAUCUCCUCCGCCUCGCCAUGCGCAGCACAUCAACCGGCACGCUCACAUCCCGCGCGGCGGCGUUCAAGCCGCUCAUCACAGACCUCAUCAUGCUCGGCGGCGACGCCGACACCAACGCCUGCUUCGCGGGCGCACUGCUGGGCGCCUAUUUAGGAUACGUGAAUCUCCCCGUCAACUGGCGCGAGGGGCUACGGCACGGCGCGUGGCUGAUGGGCAAGGCGGAGGGCCUAUGUCGGAUGCUCGGCGUCGCGGACGGCGAGUACGUCGGGUCGGCGGACAAGGAGACGGCGCGGGACGGGGGGCGAGGCGGGAUGCCGUCCGAGGCGGACAUGGAGAGAAAGGUGAUGGUGUUGCAGGCGUGGAUGGCGGAGCAGGAGCAGGAGGCGAAGCGGAGGGCUAGCAAGGCGGAGGAUAAGAAGUGGUUCAAGUGGAAGAAUUGA
Molecule: messenger RNA, 2130 nt
Organism: Purpureocillium lilacinum
Lineage: Eukaryota; Fungi; Ascomycota; Sordariomycetes; Hypocreales; Ophiocordycipitaceae
Cellular component (GO): intracellular anatomical structure
Molecular function (GO): oxidoreductase activity, acting on NAD(P)H, oxygen as acceptor
Source: RefSeq, a predicted model, not a curated record